Molecule: messenger RNA, 1389 nt
Organism: Caenorhabditis briggsae
Lineage: Eukaryota; Metazoa; Nematoda; Chromadorea; Rhabditida; Rhabditidae
Exons: 8
Coding region: 1-1389 (462 amino acids)
Source: RefSeq, a predicted model, not a curated record
AUGUUUCUCAUUCUUCUUCUUCUAAAAAUAAUCAAUUCUCCAAUUCUCCAGAUCGACGCUAAAUCCCCAACCCGUAGCAAACGACAAUGCGGAUGUUCCUCCUCGAAACCCCAAAUGUCAUGUAAAUGCUCUCCAUCCACAUCGACAUCCCAACGAGUAUGUUCUUGUUCUCCUCUAGCCACCCAAUCCUCUUCAUCCUGUGGAUGUCAAUCCUCUUCGUGUGCCAACUCUUGUCGUUCGACGUGCCGUCCGACGUGUUCGUCUUCCGGUGGCGGCUUCGGGUGUCGCAUGAAUUGUCAGAAUUCGUGUGUCAACGCAUGCAACAAACAAUUCGCACCAUCUGCCACAUCGGCACCAAUUCAAAUUCAAGUCAAGGCUCAGCAACCCUCGGUUGUUAGAGCAGUAGCUGGGCAAUCCUGUUUAUCAGAUUGUAACUCUCAGUGCUCAAACGUUUGUCAACAAAAACAAUAUGGGUCGUCGCAAUGUGCGAGCUCUUGUAAUCGAUCGUGCUCUCGAGUUUGUCAAUCAAACCCUUCAGCAACGGGUGGAGCCGCCGCUCAGACCACAACACAAGCGCCGCUGAAGGUCAGCAUCAAAGUCCUCGACGACGGUGCCAACUGUAUGUCGACCUGCUCCGACACUUGUCGCUCUUCCUGCUCUAACCGUGUCUCCCAAUCAACUUGUGAUGCAACUUGUCAAAACACUUGCAACUCAAUGUGCCCGGCCCAAGCACCAGCCCAAGCACCAGUGCAACAGACUACUACAACUAAUUCGCCAAUCAAAAUUAAGAUUCAGGUGCAACAGCAGCCAACACAACAACAACAACAACAGCCUUCGGUUCAAAACAGUCCUCCACAACAGGUGCAGCAGCAACAGCAACCUCAAGCAUCUCAGGCAGCUCCUCAAGCAGCGGCGCCUGUUCAACAGCAACCUGGGAACUGCAUGUCUCAAUGCCAAACCGGUUGUGCCACGUCGUGUGCUCAAUUGUCUCCACAGCCAACUGAAGGAUGUCCCACAAGCUGUCAGAAUACGUGUCGAGAUGUGUGUGCUCCGAUAGUCGCUUCUCAGCCAAGCACACCGUCUCCACAAUCGUAUCCAGUGUUGUUGGAUCCACAGCAAAGAUGCUCCUCCGAAUGCCAAUCAGUGUGCCAGCUAGCCUGUGUCACCCAAAAAUCCGCUCCACCAUCUUCCUGUCUCGACAAAUGCUCUCCACAGUGUGAUUCUGCUUGCACCAGUCCACAGGUUCAAAAGAAUUCUGCCCAACUCUUCACACCAUCUUCCGAUCAAUCAUCCUCUGCUCAACCGAUCCGAAUCAACAUUUCCUUGGCUCCACUGACACCGUCUGCUUCCACAUCCACAUCUUCAACACCUGCUCCUACCUCGUUAUGA